AUGUAUUCUGGAAACAAGGAAAUAGGACAAGAUUUGACACCCGAACAACAAAAACUGGUUAUAGAACUUCGCAGAAGAAAACAAGAGUUGCUACUUGAAAUCCAACAAAUCAAAGAUGAGUUAUGUGAAGUCGUUCAGGAAAUGGAAUCUCAUGAUUCUGAAAACAAACAUUCAACUAAAGAGAAACAAAUGUCAAUUGGACGGAAAAAAUUCAAUAUGGAUCCGAAGAAAGGAAUUGAAUAUCUCUAUGAGAACCAUCUUUUGAAAAUUGAUGCUCAAGAUGUUGCCCAGUUUCUUUAUAAAGGUGAAGGUCUUAAUAAAACUGCUAUUGGCGACUAUUUAGGAGAGAAAAAACCUUUCAAUGAACAAGUACUGAAGGCCUUCGUAGAACUUCAUGAUUUCACAAAUCUCAUCCUUGUACAAGCUCUAAGACAGUUUUUGUGGAGUUUUCGACUGCCUGGAGAAGCACAGAAAAUCGAUAGAAUGAUGGAAUGCUUUGCACAACGUUACUAAGGCUGGCUAUGGAAACAAGGAGGGCGUUACAAAAGUUGGAAAAGACGAUGGUUCAUCCUUAAUGAUAAUUGUUUGUAUUAUUUUGAAUAUACAACGGAUAAAGAACCACGGGGAAUUAUACCAUUAGAAAACAUCUUGGUUCGUGAAUGUAAAGUUGCUGACAAAAGCAAACCUCAUUGUUUUGAGUUGUACGCAGGUGGUGGAGCUGAAAUUAUAAAAGCAUGCAAAACUGACUCUGAAGGAAAAGUUGUUGAAGGCAAACAUACUGUUUAUCGAAUGUCAGCAGCUACCGUCGAAGAGAAGAAUGAAUGGAUUAAAUGUCUGACACACUCGAUAGCUCACAAUCCAUUUUAUGAGAUCUUAGUGCAACGUAAGAAGAAAGCUGUCGUCAAAAAUUAA
Molecule: messenger RNA, 912 nt
Organism: Clunio marinus
Lineage: Eukaryota; Metazoa; Arthropoda; Insecta; Diptera; Chironomidae
Source: the annotation of a GenBank genome assembly